Messenger RNA from Harpegnathos saltator (Jerdon's jumping ant), 384 nucleotides. RefSeq lists its product as uncharacterized. Lineage: Eukaryota; Metazoa; Arthropoda; Insecta; Hymenoptera; Formicidae. The transcript has a single exon. The record is from RefSeq and is a predicted model, not a curated record. The coding region runs from base 1 to 384 and encodes 127 amino acids.
AUGCCCAGUAGUGCGCCGACCUUUAGACCGAUAUGCCUGCUGGAUGAGGCGAGCAAGAUGCUAGAGCGCAUCAUUGCCGACCGCCUCGUCCAGCAUAUGUCCUUGGAGGGGCCGAACAUCCACCACCACCAAUACGGGUUCAGGCCCGGAAAAUCCACGCUGGAUGCGAUUCAGCGGCUCCGGGACCUGACCUGGGUGGUCGUGGAGAAGGAGGGUAAGAUGUUGGCGGUGUCGCUAGACAUCACAAAUGCCUUCAACACCCUGCCCUGGCCGGAGAUUGGACGGUCCCUCGAGUAUCACGUGGUGUCCGCCUAUCUCCGGCGUAUCCUGUCGACCUACUUCGGGGACAAGGACCUCGCCUACUCUGGGAGAGGCGAGGUCUAG